Seriola aureovittata is the source of this 3844-nucleotide messenger RNA. Its product is annotated as cilia- and flagella-associated protein 69-like. The transcript is spliced from 23 exons. The record is from RefSeq and is a predicted model, not a curated record. Gene Ontology annotation, biological process: olfactory behavior; positive regulation of flagellated sperm motility; response to odorant. Lineage: Eukaryota; Metazoa; Chordata; Actinopteri; Carangiformes; Carangidae. The coding region runs from base 418 to 3189 and encodes 923 amino acids. Gene Ontology annotation, cellular component: sperm midpiece; non-motile cilium.
ACCACUUCCCGUUCGAAGGAGGAAAUGGGCGUUUCGUGUCGGCAUUAGUUUUGAGCUGCGCUGCUCGCCGUACUACACGGUAACCAUAGUAACCGGAGUACGCGCUCAAACUCGGAGCUAACAGAGAGAUGUUGGACGAUUAAUGUUGUUUUAAUUACUUUUAUUUAGACUUUUGAUACUAAAAAACAACCGGGUUUCAUUUAUUUAAGUUAUCAUUAGUGUUAGCUUGUUGUCAUUAGCUGCAGAUAGAAGUAAACUGCAGCCAUUUUAAAUGUUUUAAACUGAUCAGUGAGUGACUUCUGUUCAUUGAUUAGCUAACGACACCAGCAGGAAUCAAACGUUGAACCGACGAUGUUCGUGUUUUCUGCUGAAGUGAGAAGCUGAAGGGAAGAAAGUUCUUCGUUUUUUCUUUUGCAAAUGGAUUCAGUUGUGAACAGAAGAAAACCGGUGAUUCCUGUGAUCAGAGCAUCAGACAGGAGCCAAAACAUCCAGCAGGUCAGUGCUCAAAGUCUUGAACUCACUAAGGUGAUUCGACUCCUUGAAGAUCCUUUGACAGCUAACCUGAAGGAGAGGCACCUUUUUGUCCUGAAGAAGCUCCUGAAGAGAAGCCACGUCGGCUUUCUGCUGAAGGAGCUGACAGGCAUAGCCAAAAUACUCAACAUCUGUGCUGAGAAAGUGAAGGAUCACCCUGAGUAUGUGUCCAUUUUGAAUGAGGCACUUAAAAUUUGUAGGCUUCCCUUCCUGAAGGAGAAAGCAUCUGAUGAGGCGACCUACGCUCAGGACGUCAUAGAGUUCCUCUCCCACAUGGGGUGUCUGAUGAGGGUGUCAGAUGCUGCAGUGAGACAGCAGAUAGUUGAAUCUGUGAAAUCAUUCUACAGCUCUGUGGCUCCUAAACAGCAGCCUGACGGGCUCCAGUCGACCUCUCCAGGCUACAGGCUGCAGCUGCUGGAGCUCAGUGACCUGGCUCAGACGCUGCUCCUCUCCAUGGCCACGCUACAGAACCAGCCCGCCAUCAAGCUGCAGCUCCUGCAGACCCUUCAGAUCCUGUCAGGCUCCUCUGAUAUGAACUGUGCCUUAAUUCUGAAUGCACACGGAGCAGAGACGAUCUGUCUUCACAUGAACGAGCCCGACCCGUCCGGUCAGGUCCUGUUCUGCUCCUCUGAAAUCCUCUGGAACCUGCUGGAGAGAGGCAGGAAGGACGAGGUCACCGCUCAGCUCAGCAGCAUGGAGUGUGUUGUAUCUCUGAAAGAAGCGUUUUUUCACCUGCUGAUGAACGGCUUCCAACACGCUGACCUCCAACUCAGAAACGAUCUUCUCGUGAUCACAACUCUCAUCGCUGAAAAUCCCAACUCUCUGCUCAUUGAGAGUUUAUUUGCCAAACAGUUGAUGGGUUUAGUCACAUUUCCAGAGUUGAAAACUCAAAACCCUCUGGUUCGCAACCUGAAGCUCAGCUACAGCAACGAGGAUCUGAAAAUGAAGAAGCUGCUGUUGAACCUGUUGGUUUUAAUGUCAAAGGAUUUUUCUGCGCUGCAGCUCUAUAAAGAAGAGCAGGUUAUGUUGGCUCUGCUGAUGCUCGUGAAGCCGCUCGCUGCCUCGUCCGAGCGCCGCUCCGGUCUGCGUCACUGGUCCUCCGUCCAGCAGGAAGAGCUGCAGCUGCAGGCGCUCGCCACCCUCGCAACCAUCGCUCCACUCAUGUUGGACAACUACAUGUCAUGUCAAGGGAACGCGUGUCUGCUGCUGCUGCUGGACUGGUGCAUUGGGCAAGAUGCUUUCUUUGGUCAGGGUCACGGUUUCCAUGGCGCCGGAGGCAGAGGGAGUAAAAAGGCUCAGAUGCGACACUGUAUCCGAGUCCUCAGAUCUGUGACGUCUUCAGGUGAAGAGUCGAUCAACCAGGACCUUUGUGAUCAGGGAACCAUCAAUCAGCUUCUGGGGGUUUUGAUGCAGAUGGAGGCGAGUCCUGAUGAGGAGGAUGACAUCACACUGGAGAUAAAGUCAGACAUUCAGCUCAUACUGUCGGCGCUGUGUGAGGCCGACAUGCACAGGAAGGAGCUGUUCGGGUCGGAGGGAGUUGAGAUGACACUUCAUUUCCUGAGGAAAGGCUCCGACAGGUUCUACAGCGGCCUGGGACACAACAAGCUGCUCCUCUCCACGGUCGACUGUGUGUGGUCCUGUGUUGUGGGCUGCUACACCACUGAAGAUUUCUUCCUGGUGAGAGAAGGAGUUUCUCUUCUGCUGGACUUACUCACUUGGAGCCCCAGGUGUGUGCACGGCAUCGUCCUCGCCACCCUGCUGGAGUUAUGUGACAACGCCAACACCCCGUCUCACAUCCUGAGCUGGAGGGAUGAUGGAGGUCAGACGGCUCCCAGACUCCUGCUGCAGCUGUGGAGGCGGGAGGAGGAGGAGCUGGGCGUCGGCCGGAACCAGCACGGAGAGAUUACAGAUCCCCAGAAGCCGAUCCUCAGUCACCACCAGCAGGAGAACACUCAGCCGCCACUUCCUGCUAACAGAGCGAGCGCGGCGGUGCUGGAGAUAUCAGAGAACCUGCGCUCCAAGAUUUACUCCAUCUUCUGCAAACUUGGUUUUCAGGAGCUGCCCGGGCUGUCGACUAAAGAUUAUGUGACUUUGAGCAUCGUCAGGAGAUAUCUGGACUUUAAGGUGGGCGAGGUGUGGGACGAGAUCAGCAGGGAGCUGAGUGUGGACGGCGUGAGGCCGGUCAGUCCUGACCAGGAGAGUCUGAGCACCAUCUGUAAGAUGGCAGAGGACACUGCCAAGAAGGUCACAGCCGAGCAAAGCAGCUUCCUGGAGCGACAGGAGAAGGAGAACGUCAGCGAGGAGCAGCUCAUGUACACGGAGUUAAAGUCUCAUUGGAAGCAGCUGGAGCUCACAGCGAAGUCAUGGAACAAUUACGUUUCCAAAACUUCAAACUAUGAAAUCCUGAAGGAAGUAAAAGCAGAGAGGAAGAAACACAUUGAAUCAUCCAGACCCAAAGAGAAGCUGGAGGCUGCUGCAGCUCAUCCUGAAGAGAACUUCAUGGGGCAGGUCUUGGCGGUGGAGCCCGCAGGAGCUCAGGGACCUGCAGGAGUGAAGGUGACUCUGGCCAGAGCUGCGAUCAGGGCUGCGGGUCCGGACCACGUGGAACCAGCGACACAAGACCCAGAAUACUUCAGCACCGUAUCUGUCAAAGACUGACACUGGUUCAGUACCAGCCCUUUAUAUUAUUGUUGCACUUUUAUCUUAUAGUUGUUUUAUUUAUAUCAAUAACAGACCAGAGAUAAGAUGCAUCCACAUAUUUAUUUAUAUUUAUACUGUUCACUUCAAUAUUUCCAUAUACUGAAGUGAAUCGGCAGCAAACGCCGACAUGACGUCACUUGAUGUGAACAAUCAGCACCUUGUAGUCUAGACACACACACACACAUACACAUACACACAUACACACAAACACACGCACACACACAUAUACACACAUACACACAAACACACGCACACACACAUACACACACAUACAUACAUACACAUACACACACACACAUACACACACACACACACACACACAUACACACACACAUACACAAACACACACACACAUACACACACACACAUACACACACACAUACACAAACACACACAAACACACACACACACAUACACACACACACACACACAUACACACACACACACACAAACAGCUGCAGUAAACUAAUUGUCAGAUGAGCAGUGCAGCUGUUAAAAUUCAUGUAUAAUAAAUUAAUAAAAUAGCAAGAAUGAUGAGCUGUUAACGUUUGUAAACACUAAACAUUUAUAACACAUUGUUAUAACACAUUGUUAUAACACAUUGUUAUAACAA